This is a messenger RNA of Melopsittacus undulatus (budgerigar), 1731 nucleotides long. It is a transcript of the gene TOR2A, whose product is annotated as torsin family 2 member A. Gene Ontology annotation, cellular component: nuclear envelope; endoplasmic reticulum lumen; endoplasmic reticulum. Gene Ontology annotation, molecular function: ATP binding; ATP hydrolysis activity. Lineage: Eukaryota; Metazoa; Chordata; Aves; Psittaciformes; Psittaculidae. The record is from RefSeq and is a predicted model, not a curated record. Bases 17 to 970 code for a protein of 317 amino acids. The transcript is spliced from 5 exons.
CGGGCCUGCGGCCGCCAUGGCCCCGGCAGCGGCGGUCCCGGUCCUGCUGCUGCUGGCGGCCGCCGCCUCCGCCGUCACCGCCGCCUGGGACCUGCGGGCUCUGCGCUGCGGCUUCUCGGGCGACUGCGAGUGCGGCUUCGGGCCCGACCUGCGCGGUCUGGAGUGCGAGCUGGCCGUGAGCGUGGUGGGGCAGCCGCUGGCCCGGCAGCAGGUGAUGAGGGCGGUGAGGCAGUUCCUGGCGGAGCAGAGCCCGGCGAAGCCGCUGGUGAUGUCCUUCCAUGGCUCCACCGGCACCGGCAAAACCUACGUGAGCUCCAUGCUCGUCCGCUACCUGUUCCAGGGAGGGCUCCGCAGCCCCUACGUGCACCAGUUCUCUCCGAUCGUGCACUUCCCCCAUGCUGAGCACAUAGAGCAGUACAAGGAAAGCCUGAAGAACUGGAUCCAAGGGAACCUGACACGUUGUGGACGCUCAGCCUUCCUCUUUGAUGAGAUGGACAAGAUGCACCCAGGUUUAAUCGACGUGAUCCUGCCCUUCUUGGGACCCUCAUGGGUUGUGUAUGGGACCAACUACCGCAAAGCCAUCUUCAUCUUCAUAAGCAACGCCGGAGGAGAGCAGAUCAAUGCAAUGACACUGGAUCUGUGGCAAGCCCGCAAGGACCGGGAGGAGAUCAGCCUGCAGGACCUGGAGCCGGCCAUCUCCAGAGCCGUGUUUGACAACCCUCACAGUGGAUUCUGGAAAUCUGGGAUCAUCAAUGAAAGUCUCAUUGAUUUUGUUGUGCCCUUCCUCCCCCUGAAGCACCACCACGUGAAGCAGUGUGUGGUCAGUGAACUGGUGCAGCAAGGCCUCGAAGUGCGGCCGGGGGUUGUCCAGGAGGUGGCUGACAGCAUUCCCUACUUCCCAGAAGAGGAGAAAAUAUUCUCAUCAACAGGCUGCAAAACAGUGGCCUCUCGAAUCAGCUUUUUCUUGUAAUCCUUGGUGAUCUAGCUCAGAUCCAUAGGGAAUGGCUGCAGAGCUGCAAAGCAGCAGAGCCUGGGGUUGGCAGGAUGAGCAGUGGGAGCUCUGUGUUCCCUCCUGGCAUUCUCCUCCCAAACUCAUCCCUCCAGCCCCCAGGAUGCAGCUGUGGGACCAAGUGCAAGUGAGGUGAUUUAAAGCACUUUACUGGUGCACCCUUGCCCAGGUGAGGGUGGAUCCAUCACCCAAAACAUCUGUGACAACAAGGGGAUGAUGCUAAGAGGGUGUCAGGGAGGUUUGUCCACCGGCCAGCAGCACCCACUUGCAGCUCUCCCCUCUCCUGGCAGCUAUUGAUGCCCAACACAGCAAGAUUCUGAGCCCAUGGAAGAGUAUCUCUUUCCUACAGCAUUUUAACAGGCUUUAAAACCCUCUUAAGGGUGGCUGUGCCUCAGCCUGACUCAGAGCUGACUCCUGCAGCACUGCCUGUGAACACCUUCAGCAUUGCAGCAAUGGUUUCUUGUCAAGGAAGCCUUAGAGCCAGCUUCUUUCCAGCUUCCUUUCACUGUGAAUGGUGCUCAUAGGGACCAGCUUCACCAUGAGCAAGUGGGGGGGGUAGAUGACAACACCCCCUUGUCCAUCUUUCCCCUAAGGUGCAACGGUUUUCCGCACAGCAAAGCGGGACAACAGCAACAAAGACUUCUCACUUGCUUUACCAGCUAUGGAAACUUAAGUCCUACCUCCAGGGAAGCCCAUGGUGCCAAUAAAGGCUUGGAAAAUCA